Molecule: messenger RNA, 1950 nt
Organism: Symbiodinium natans
Lineage: Eukaryota; Dinophyceae; Suessiales; Symbiodiniaceae
Source: the annotation of a GenBank genome assembly
AUGCCGAUGCCCACGCAUUUCGAAGUGACCAAGACGCUGCUCGAAGCACAGAUGGAGGCCGUGCGAAUCUAUGAGACCACUCUGGGGGCAGAGGCUGGACAUCAGGUCGCCUUGCAGAAGGCGAUGGUGACCGCGCAGCUGGCGGCUUUGCAGAAGCUGGAGGCUGCGAACGGGCCAUCUGCUGCCAGAACCGCCAAGAGGGGAACCAGGAAGAAAGUUGCCAAGAGGAGCUCUGCCAUCAAGAAGCGCAAAGCAAAGCAGGCAGCCGCCGGGUCGAUUUCCAGAGGUAAGAGGCGCCGGCCAUCACGCAGCCGGGAGACUGAGGCUUCGGGGCCCAAGCGGCGGAGGAAGGAAGCUUUCCAGAGGCCUGUCGUCCCUUUCGGCCCGUUUGGUGAAGGCCUCACCACGAUCAUCCUGAGCUUUGUGGAUGUAUCAAGCAAGCUCCGGGCAGCGGCGGCCUCGCGGGCUCUGCACCAGGCGCUGACGACCCCGGUGGCCUGGAAUCCUCUGGUGCUGGAAAGGGACCAUGUGACGCGGCUCUUGCCUCUCCUGCUUGUACAUAUUGAGUGCCACAACCGGCCGAGCCGGAACCCGACACUGCAGCAGCUCUGGGAUGCCAGUUUGCCCGCGGCCUGGGAGGAGGUGAGCCGCGUGGAGAUGUGGCUGCCCGAUCCCGACAUGAAUCCUCUGGAGCAGCAGAGCGACACCAGCGAAGACGAGGAUGCCGAGCCACUUCCUCGGCUCGGGUAUGCCUUCACGAAUCCCAUGGGGCUGCUGCACUAUGGUUGGCAUCCACGGGAUUGCCGCCGGCUUUUGAAGGGCUUUGGACAGGUGCAAGAGCUCGUCGUGCACAACAUCAACUCUUUCUGGGUUACGCACAGCUUCCCGAACUUCCGCUGCAGGAACCUUUCAACAUUCGGAUACGUGUCCGUCAAGUCUGUGCACAACACGUACGAGCUCCACGCCUUUGCCAACUGCGAGCCUCCGAUUGUCGACUGUUCGGUGGUCGCUGGCAUCAAUGUGAUGCGGGCGAGAGCCAUUUCGGAGGAUCCAGAAGACGGCAAAACGACACUGCACCGACAUGAAGCGCUUUUCCUGUUGGAGAGUGCCACGGCGUGCAAGGUCGAGAAGGACAUUCACUUUUCAAACGAGCCCUACGUGCAGAUCACCGCGCACAAGAUCCGCAAGGAGUACAAACCGCUGCUGAAGGUCCUGAUGGAACGCUUCCCACAGUCCUUCGUCGGACCCGAAUCGGUGCUGGACGGGGAGCCUUCCAGCAGCUACAUCUGCUCGCGCUGGUGGCGCGCGCCCGAGCUGAUUUUCGGCGCCUCGCGCUACGGGACGAGCGUGGACUGGUGGUCCUGUGGCUGCAUCACCGCAGAGAUGAUGCUGGGGCGCCCGCUCUUCACUGGCGAGUCGAGCUGGGGGCAGAUGUACGAAAUCGUCCGUGCUUUGGGCACCCCGACUCUGGAGGAGGUGACUGCAAUGCAGGCCGGGGGGGAUGGCCGUCUGGCCGGGCACUUCGCCAAGCUCGCGGAGCUGGAGCGGCCGGCGUCUGCCUGGGAGGAGCUGCUCCCUGCCUUCGCACAGGAACGCCAGGCCCUUGAGCUACCAGCCUCGCUUCUGAAUUUCGACCCCGCCGGCCGGCUGCACCCGGCCAUUGCCAUGAGGAGCAGCUUCUUCCAGCACCUUCCGGACGAUCCGAACCCGUUGCCACCAAAGCUCGUCGACUUCAGUGAUCAAGAGUUGAGCACCUGUGACACGACGGCCAAGCAGAAGCUCUGGGCUUUGCGGCAUAUGGUCCAGGCCCGGGGUCCUUUCUUCAACGGCGAAAGCUUCGGAAAGAGGGCCGGGGACGAGGAGGAGGAGGAGGAGGAGCUACCCAAUGCCAAGCGGCGGCGAGUGGGCGGGAGGCCCUUGCCUCUGGACGAUCUCAGCGACAUCCCAUGA